Coniophora puteana RWD-64-598 SS2 is the source of this 2306-nucleotide messenger RNA. Its product is annotated as DUF1793-domain-containing protein. The record is from RefSeq and is a predicted model, not a curated record. NCBI's taxonomy places the organism in Eukaryota, Fungi, Basidiomycota, Agaricomycetes, Boletales, Coniophoraceae. Bases 102 to 2180 code for a protein of 692 amino acids. The transcript has 8 exons.
CGCGAUGUCCUGGUAGAUCGUCACAACCGAGGCUCUGCAAUCCAUCGUAUAUAAGACGCAGAGGUUCGUCCCAUACUCUCCAUUCCACAGCCCUCACGGCAAUGGGUAUCUUCCAGGCUCUCUCCUACGCCUCUCUGGCGCUCUUCGCGUCCAGCGCUUCCGCCCUCGAUUGGUCAGCAGACCCAGUCAACCCUCCCUCCGUCCCACUCGCCGUCCGCACCCCGUACCUUUCCGCAUGGCUUCCCCAGGGUGCCGGUGCUUCGCUCGCCGGCACUUGGCCCGAGUUCUGGGCUGGCGCUACUCUCGGAUGGGGUGGCUACGUUCGCGUUGAUGGCACCACUUACACUUUCCUCGGCAACCCCGUUGUCCCUAACCUGAGCCCGGCUCUGGCCACCCAGAAGAGUUUGACUUACACCUCGACCCAGUCGACCUUCGUCCUGACGGCCGGCCCUGUCGACAUCACUGUCAACUUCCUCAGCCCUGUCGAGCCCACCGACCUCGUCAAGCAGUCGACCCCCUUCUCGUAUUUGGCCAUCUCGGCCGCUGCCAACGACGGUGGUUCUCACUCCGUCACGCUCUACUCCGAUAUCUCGGCCGAGUGGGCUUCCGGCGACAACACCCUGCCCGUCAACUGGACCUCGACCACCUCGGGUGACGUUUGGUUCCACCAGGUCCAGCUCCAGAGCCCAUCUGUCUACGCUGAGAGCAACGACCAGUCUCAGUACGGUUCUGCCUACUAUUCCACUCAGAGCUCCACCAGUGCUACCUGGCAGACUGGUGCGGACGUCGACGUUCGCGCUCAGUUCAUCAACAACGGCAAUCUCGCCAACUCCGGUGACACCAACUUCCGUGCUAUCAACGACAACUGGCCCGUCUUCGCUUUCGCUCACGACCUCGGUACCGUUUCCAGCGCUUCUGACCCCGUCAUCUACGCCAUUGGCCACGUCCGUGACCCCGCCAUUCAGUACGUCACCGCUGGCAACAACCUGCAGGACCGUAGCUCCUAUUUCUGGACCAAGUACACGAGCGUCACUGAUGCUAUCAACGAUUUCGUUGGCAGCUACUCGACUGCUCUCUCUGAUGCCAACACCUUCGAUGCCAAGGUCAAGAGCGAUGCCACCGCUAUCUCCAACAACUACUAUGCUAUCGUCGCUCUCUCCAUUCGUCAGGCCUUCGGUGCUACCGAGCUCACUGUCUCCCGCAACAGCGACGGCACGUGGAACACUGACGAUGUCCUCAUGUUCAUGAAGGAGAUCUCCUCGGAUGGUAAUGUCAACACCGUCGACGUUAUGAUGCCUGCUUGGCCCGUUCUCCUUUACACCAACCCCACGCUCGGCAAGUACCUCCUCCUCGGCCUCUUCCAAUACCAGCAGACCGGUCUCUACCCCAACACCUGGGCCGUCCACGAUCUCGGUGCUUCCUACCCCAAGGCCAUCGGACACAACGACGGCAACGACGAGAAGAUGCCUCUCGAGGAGUGCGGCAACAUGCUCAUCAUGGCUCUUAGCUACACCCAGAAGUCUAACGACCAGUCGCUCAUCUCGACCUACACCAAGCUCCUCGAACAGUGGACUGGCUACCUCGUCGAUGAGGCCCUUAUCCCCGCCGAUCAGAUCUCGACCGAUGACUUCGCCGGCUCGCUCGCCAACCAGACCAACCUCGCUAUCAAGGGCACCGUCGGUAUCGCAGCCAUGGCCGCGAUCGAGGGCCUUCUCGGCAACACCGACGCCCAGCAGAACUACAGUAGCAUCGUCUCGUCUUACUCCCCGCAGAUCAUCCAGUUCGCCAGCGCCUCCAACCACCUCGAGCUCAACUACGGCGCGUCCGACAGCUGGGGCCUGACGUACAACAUGUACGCGGACAAGCUCCUCGGCACGAACGCGUUCCCGCAGUCGCUCUUCGACUCGCAGACGGCGUGGUACAAGGGCGUGAUCAACCAGUACGGCGCGCCGCUCGACACGCGCCACACGUACACCAAGUCGGACUGGCAGAUCUGGACCGCCGCGUUCGUGACGGACAACACGGUGCGCGACGCGAUGAUUGACGCGGUGUACGCGUACAUCGGCGACGGCCAGAACAACGUGCCGUUCAGCGACUGGUACGACUCGGUGGCGGGUACGACUAGCGGCUUCCGCGCGCGUCCUGUCGUUGGUGGUCACCUUGCUCUUCUCGCUUUGUAAAAACAUGUUCGUUGAACGACUAGGGUGUAAAGUUGUGGUUGUGCGAGUAAACUUUCCUUAGGGUAAUUAUUGUGGAUGUAUAGUAGAAUGUGCAAAUACCUAGGGACCCGUCCCUGCUAUCAACUC